GGAUAGUGAAAGACAAGAAGUUACUUCUCAAGAACAGUUACCAUUGUAAGGGAGAGAGAAGGUUCCAUCCUUUGAUGUUAGAAUGGCCAGAGUCUUCAUCUUCUAUCGUGUGUGUGUGUGUGUGUGUGUGUGUGUGUGUGUGUGUGUACGCGCGUGCGCACGCGCACUAUUUCAUAUGCACAGCGUAGGGGAACCACAUGUGGAGGUCAGAAUACAAUUUGACUGAGUUGGUUCUCUCCUUCCACCAUGCUGGUCGCACAGACUGUACUCAGGAUGUCAAGCUUGGCCACAGCACCUUACCAGAUGAGCCAUCUUGAAAGCCUAGUCUUCACCCUUUAGGUUUCUUUAAAUACAACAGAGAGUUCAGAACUUAAGGCACACGACUAGCCUGUAGUGCUGUCCUUGUUUGCUAACCGUUAAAUUUUACUUAUAUGCAUAUCUGGUUUUGUUUACUUUUUGUAAAUCUUUUCUAUAAUUAAACAGCAUGAAAUCUUUGAGAGUUUCCUUUGCAGCUGGUCAGUUCUACCACCCGUAUAGGGCACUGACACCCCAGAAUCGCAACUGACCCGUGACAUUUGAAAUAACAUUUAAAAAUACGUUUAUUUUUUACUUUAUUAACAUUUUGGACACUAAUUUUUUGGUCUUGUGAGACAGUGGCCGUCAGUGUAGCUCUAACUGUCCUGAAACUCACUCUGUAGAGCAGGCUGGCCUUGAACUCACAGAGAUCUGCUUGCCUCUGCCUCCUGUGUGCUGAGAUUAAAGGCGAGCACCCCUGACAUCCAGUUAGGCACUAAUUUUUGAGCAUCAGUGAUGUUAAGUAACGAUUCACAUAAACUUCUCUUUUGUGCGACUAGGAAGUCUAUGUUGCAGAAUUAAUCCACAGCAACGUGUUCCUUUUGAAUUUGCAGCUGUUGGCUUUAUUCCCUUCAUACUGACUUGAAGCCUGGGCCUAAUUAAGCACUAAGUAUUUAACUGGAGAAGAGGGUGGCUUUUCACAGCUUCCUUCCAGAGGCCCCAAGUCAGAUCAAGUAGAUCCACAAGUGUGGGCAGGGUCUAUCUUUAGGCAAACUCCGAGUCCGGGGUUCUCUCCACUGUUAGGCUAGACUAGACGAGCGUGCACUCCGAGGUGCGCACGUGGAGCGCAGGGAGCCAUUUAAACUAGCGAAUCCGCGUUCUCUGUGCUGACCCGGUAGACGCUCCGGAGCCCCGACUGUCCUCUUUCCCUCUGGGCGGCCGCCCGGGCGAGCCUCUUCCCCAGAGGGUCGAGGGCACAGUUGGGGCAGUGUGGCGGGCGGGCCCCGCGUUUCCUGUGACAGCGCGGCCCAGCCGCUCCCUCCCGCCGUGGCGGGACCAUUUCCUGAGCGUCCGGGCAGAGGCGGCCGGCGCGGCGCUACCAUCAGCGCAGGGACGCGGGGGUGCGGCCGGUGAGCGCGUGAGGGCAGCGGGGCGGACCGCGGCGGGACCGGGGGCUCGAGCCGCACCGGCAGCAGUGAGCGUCUUACACUCCUUGCUGGGAGCUGCGGCUCAGCGUUAAGGCCAAGCCGGCCAGCGAGGGACGCGGCCCGGGAGCAUCCUCCCCCCACCGCGCGCCCUAAGGUGGAACUGCCCGGAGGCGGGCGUCGGGCCCCCAGCUCCGCGGGCCCUGGAGCGCUCGGGACUCGCUGAUCGCGGGCUCGGCGGCAACAUGUCUGUGGCGUUCGCAGCCCCGAGGCAGCGGGGCAAGGGCGAAAUCACGCCCGCCGCCAUCCAGAAGAUGCUGGAUGAAAACAACCAUCUUAUUCAGUGUAUAAUGGACUAUCAGAACAAAGGGAAGGCCUCGGAGUGCUCGCAGUAUCAGCAGAUAUUGCAUACAAACCUGGUAUACCUUGCUACAAUAGCAGACUCUAAUCAAAAUAUGCAGUCUCUCUUACCAGCACCGCCCACACAGACUAUGCCAAUGGGUCCUGGAGGGAUGAGUCAGAGUGGCCCUCCACCCCCUCCCCGCUCUCACAACAUGCCUUCAGAUGGAAUGGUGGGUGGGGGCCCUCCUGCACCACACAUGCAGAACCAGAUGAACGGCCAGAUGCCUGGGCCUAACCAUAUGCCAAUGCAGGGACCUGGACCCAGUCAGCUCAGCAUGACAAACAGCUCCAUGAAUAUGCCUUCAAGUAGCCAUGGCUCCAUGGGAGGUUACAACCAUUCUGUGCCGUCAUCCCAGAGCAUGCCCGUGCAGAACCAGAUGACAAUGAGUCAGGGGCAGCCAAUGGGAAACUAUGGUCCCAGACCAAACAUGAAUAUGCAACCAAAUCAAGGGCCGAUGAUGCACCAGCAGCCUCCUUCUCAGCAGUACAAUAUGCCACCUGGAGGGGCACAGCAUUACCAAGGACAGCAGGCGCCCAUGGGGCUGAUGGGCCAAGUUAACCAAGGCAGUCACAUGAUGGGCCAGCGACAGAUGCCUCCCUACAGACCUCCGCAACAGGGAAACUCCCAGUAUGGCCAACAGCAAGACGCUUACCAGGGACCACCUCCACAGCAAGGAUACCCACCCCAGCAGCAGCAGUACCCGGGACAGCAGGGAUACCCAGGGCAGCAGCAGAGCUAUGGUCCUUCGCAGGGCGGUCCAGGUCCUCAGUAUCCUAAUUAUCCUCAGGGUCAAGGUCAGCAGUAUGGGGGCUAUAGACCAACACAGCCAGGACCACCCCAGCCACCCCAGCAGAGGCCUUAUGGGUACGACCAGGGACAGUAUGGAAAUUACCAGCAGUGAAAAUGUCCUUACAUUCCAAUAGCCAGUACCUAUUAGCAGGCACGUUGUCACAGCACUGCACCAUGGACACCCCCCUGGGAAGACUCCUUCCAUUCCAGCUAGGUUUUUGGGAAAACCUUUGGCUAAGUGGCUGCUUCGUCAGCAAGUAGCUGUUAUGGUUUAGUUUGUAAAGGCUUCGUAGCUACCGAUGCACCUGAUUUCACGUUUCUACUCUAGAUGGCAACAUUGGACAGAAAAUGCAUUGACGUGAGGAGUUUGCAGCGGUUUCAGAACUGUGCUGCAAAUGGACUGUCACAGCCUGAAAGGUGUGAGCAGCUGGGUGUGUGUUCGCGGAGCUUCAGGGGGUUUCAUACUUUUCCACCGAUUAUUUUGUAAGGGGAAGGGGGAAAUGUACACUUUUUACAGCAGCAAUAUUUUGUCUAUUAUGUUUAUUUCAUGUGAUAAAUAUGCAAAGCGGUACACUACACACUGGGCAGAAUCAGAACCCCUGUUAAUGUGGAGUGUGGUAGAUGCUCGGUGCUGUGGUGCUCUGAAGACAGGCGAGGGGAGGCAGAAGCCCACCACAGGCCCGCUGUUAGUUCUUAGAGGAAACUCCUCUCUCUCUUAUCUACCAGAUUAGCAAGGGCGCUGUGAUACAGUUUUUUGAGUACAAAGACAUUUUUUAAAAAGCCUUCCAGUUUUGUGCAUUAAAACCUUUUUGUAAAUAUGGUUUAUAAUACUGUUUUCAAACGCAAGGCAAUAAUUAUGUUGCAUCUGUGAACUUUGGCAGGUUUGUGUAAAAGGAGGGAAGCCUCUCUUAAAACAGCAAUAACAGAAAAGGAGGAAGCGGGAUGUUUUUACCUUGUCUUGUAAUCAGGGAGCUCUCACCACGUCAGAGAGGAGGCAGCAUUGGUCUCACCUUACUGUUUUUUACAUUACCAUGAUUGGUUCAUGGAGCAGGGAGGAGUCCACGAGACUUCACACGCUUGUGCUUUAACUUUCUUAACUGGGCACAAGCAAAGGGCGCCUUCGUGUUCCUCUCUUCAUCUUAGUUAAUGCGCGAGGAAAAUGCUUUGAUGGCCAUUUCUCAUUCGCACUGAAAGCCGAGAGGUGACAUUUUACGGUUUCUUGUUUUUAAGCACGACAUACUUAAUCAUUAUUUGAGACUGAUUAUUUUAGCUAAAUUUGGGGAUAUGCCAUGGGGCAAGAAAACAUGUACUGAGAGAUUUCUAAACACAUCUAUUUAAGCAUACUUUAAAAAUAUCUAGCCCAAAGGUAAGUUGCUGUAUCCUCACAGUUGUCUGCAUCCAGGGAAUAUGACUGAAUAUAACAUAUCUUUGUAAUUGAAUUAGUUUUUGCCACUUCUAACUGAAAACAGAACAGAAGGAGUGCCAUAAAUGCAAAGAAGCAAAGUGUACUGUUGUCAACAUACUGUAAUCAGAGGAGGGGUUUCAAUGUGUCUGGAUGAGAGUGUGUGUGUUUAAGGUCAGAGUAUAGGGUGUUCUUCAACUUGGACAGUAGAAAAUAGGCAUCAAGUGUGAACCGGUGAGGCGUGGACAGCCUUCUUGUGACUGAGAUGCUUGUAAGUUCUGUGCCAGGUUCUCCACCACUGUGUACUUUAUUGCUAUUUAAAACUGUAUCAACUCUAACGAAAGAAUAAAUUAUUUGUGAUUUUAA
Molecule: messenger RNA, 4399 nt
Organism: Mus musculus (house mouse)
Lineage: Eukaryota; Metazoa; Chordata; Mammalia; Rodentia; Muridae
Gene: Ss18
Product: SS18, subunit of BAF chromatin remodeling complex
Exons: 9
Coding region: 1685-2743 (352 amino acids)
Cellular component (GO): nucleus
Source: RefSeq, a predicted model, not a curated record